AUGAAUCAAGAAAUUCACAUUAUUAUUGAGUAAGAUGAACAGAAAAAUGAUUCAUUUAUUUUAAACUAAUUUGACCUUAAGCACGACUAAUUGAAUUUCACAAGUUUUGUUGAAGUUUAUUCUGAACUUGAAAACUAUAAUCUCUAAACUGUAGAAAAUUCUAAUGAGGUUGCAUAAUUUUCAUCAUAAUGCUUGUAAGAGAUUAGAAGUAUGUUUGGAUCAGAUCAAACAAUAUAGAAAUCAUUAAACUACAUUAGAUUGUCAAAAAGGAUAACAAAGAAUAAAAUUGAAAAUCUUGUUCCUAUAGCAAUUAUUUUAACAUUUAGUAAAUCUAAUUCUGAUAAUGAUAUCAAAAGAUCUAAGUUUAAUGAUCCAGUACCAAUAAAUUAUUAUGUCAAAGCUAUGGAGUUUAUUUCAAAAAAUAUAUCUACCUCCAAUGGUAAACUUAUGCCUAUGUUUUACGUCUUUUCAGAGAAUUUUGAGAUUGCUAAAAACAUAUUUAAUAACAUGGCAAAUGUUUACAUUAUUAAAAGCUAAAAUCUUUCAGAAGUUUAGCAGCUAUAAUUAAUGAUUAAAUGCUAACAUUUUAUCCUAUCAAAUAAUUCUCUAGACUGGUGGGCUGCUUUUCUAAGCAAAAACCCAGGUAAAAUAGUUAUCUAGCCUUGGUAUUUUCCUAUAAAAGUACAUGGAUAAGAGUAAAUUACAACCAUUAGUUAAAUCUUCAAAACUUUGAAUACUUAAGAAUCCUGGUAUUCAUUAAAUUAAUUUUCAAUUAAUGAAUCACCUAUGAUAAUAAAAGAUUAACAAAAUAAGGAAAGAGAAUAACAGCCUUACCAAAUUUAUGAGAGUUAAAAAGUAAAGGAAUAAAUAAAUUUAGAUUCUUUUGAGGUUUAAAUUGAUUAAAAAUCUGCAAUUAAAACUCUAAUAAGAUAACAGCAUGAUAAAAAUAUUAUUUUGAAGAAGACUAAUCUGAAUGAGAAAUAAAAUUAGACAAAUAAUGGGAUCUUAGUGUUAUCACGAUUUAAAAAAGAUGGUAUAGGAAAUUAGCUUUUUAGUUAUACUGCUGGAUUUGUCCUAGCUUAAAAACUUGGCUAUGAUUUUUACUUGGUAGAUGAGGUACUUGAUUUAAAGAGAGAAAGAAAUUUUAAUGAGGACUCAAGGGACUUCAUGCUCAAUUAAUUUGAUUUGGUCUAUAGCAAGAUAAUAAGUGAAAAAUAAGCCAAGUAAAUUUUAUCAUAAGGUUAUGAAACAAUAGGUGCAAAAAAUUACAAAGAUUUCUUUAAUAACUAAACGCUGCCUCAUUCUAAAAAUAUUAACUUAAUUGGCUAUUUCUUAAAUACUUAAUAUUUCAAAAAUAACCCUGAAUAGGUGAAAGCAAUGAUUAGAUCGGAUGCUAACUUAAAUAAAAGCAAUGAAUAUAGAAUUUGGAAACAAUAGAUUUUAAAAACAAUGGGAGUUGCUGUACAUUUUAGAAUAGGUGAUUUAGCUAAUUAUUAUGAUAAUGAAAAUAGGGUAAUUUCAUUGACCUAUCAAAUUAGAGCAAUGCAUUUUGUUGCUGAUAAAAUUAAAGAAUAUUCCUAAGAACCUCCAGUGUUUUAUAUCUUUAGUGAUGAUUAUAAUUUAGUCUCAAAGGUAUUUAAGAAUACUGAAAAUGUAGUAAUUGUAUCUAACGGAACACUUAAGAGUGUUGAAGAAUUAUUCUUAAUGAUGAGCUGUAAACAUUUCAUUCUACCAACUACAUCUUUUAGUUGGUGGCCAGCUUUUGCUUCUGAUUAUAAACAUAAGAUAGUUGUAGCAUCAGAGUUUGAUUGGCCUCAUUAAUAUGAUUUUGAAAAUUUCCAAAAACCAUAAUCAUAUCCUAAGAUGAGAGACAAAACUAAUUUUGAAAUGGAUAGACAAAGUGGAUGGUAUGUAAUAAACUAAUUUGUAAUUUCUUUCAAACCUCCAAGCUAAAUAAAAUGA
Messenger RNA from Stylonychia lemnae, 1962 nucleotides. NCBI's taxonomy places the organism in Eukaryota, Ciliophora, Spirotrichea, Sporadotrichida, Oxytrichidae. The record is from the annotation of a GenBank genome assembly.